Molecule: messenger RNA, 1682 nt
Organism: Pelmatolapia mariae (spotted tilapia)
Lineage: Eukaryota; Metazoa; Chordata; Actinopteri; Cichliformes; Cichlidae
Gene: lhx6a
Product: LIM homeobox 6a
Exons: 9
Coding region: 46-1173 (375 amino acids)
Biological process (GO): forebrain neuron development; regulation of transcription by RNA polymerase II; neuron differentiation
Cellular component (GO): nucleus
Molecular function (GO): DNA-binding transcription factor activity, RNA polymerase II-specific; RNA polymerase II transcription regulatory region sequence-specific DNA binding
Source: RefSeq, a predicted model, not a curated record
UUCUCCUGAUCCCAGACUCUGGAAACUCUGAGACGCCAGGGGUUCAUGUACUGGAAAAAUGAAGUGUUGUCCCCUCUUUCAGAGGGAAAUAAAAUUCUGUCCGAAGGAAUCCCAACAAAGCAGGUGAUCUCCACCGAGCACCAGAGCACACCGGGAGCCUCGCGCUGCAGUGUGGACUCUAAGCACACGCCAAUGUCUCACUCAGACGGAGAAUCCCAGCGGUCCAACAUGGAGCGGGAGGACACUCGCUCUUCCCCCAGCACUCCGUCCACCCCCUCCGUGUGCUCGCCGACCUCCACCACCAGCUCGGUGCCGUCCACCGGGAAGAACCUGUGCGCCAGCUGCGGUCUGGAGAUCCUGGACAGAUACUUGCUGAAGGUGAACAACCUGAUUUGGCACGUGCGCUGUCUGGAGUGCUCAGUGUGCAGGACGUCACUACGUCAGCACAGCAGCUGCUACAUCAAAAACAAAGAGAUCUUCUGUAAAAUGGAUUAUUUCAGUAGGUUUGGUACUAAGUGUGCCCGCUGCGGGCGACAGAUAUACGCCAGCGACUGGGUGCGGCGUGCAAGGGGAAACGCAUACCACUUGGCAUGUUUUGCCUGCUACUCGUGUAAGAGGCAGCUGUCCACGGGAGAAGAGUUUGGUUUGGUGGAGGAGAAGGUCUUGUGCCGAAUCCACUACGACACCAUGGUGGAGAACCUCAAACGAGCAGCUGAGAGCGGCAACGGCAUCACAUUAGAGGGAGCAGUUCCAACAGAACAAGACAGUCAACCCAAACCGGCCAAAAGAGCACGGACAUCGUUCACCGCAGAACAGCUACAGAUCAUGCAGGCACAGUUUGCUCAGGACAACAAUCCGGAUGCCCAGACGCUACAAAAACUAGCCGACAUGACAGGCCUAAGCAGAAGAGUCAUACAGGUGUGGUUUCAAAACUGCAGAGCAAGACAUAAAAAGCACACGCCCCAGCACAGCGGGGCUCCUCAAGGUCAUCCUCAGUCCAGGAUACCCUCAUCUCUGCCCGAUGAGCUGCAUUACUCUCCGUUUGGCAGUCCCGAGCGCGCGCGCAUGGUGGCCCUUCAUGGGUACAUUGACAGUCAUCCCUUCUCUGUCCUGACCUCUCAGAGUCUCUCUCAUCAGGCCAUGUCGCUGCCUCAGCUGCCCCUCAGUCGCUAGUUCUCCGACAUGGCCCUUAUGACCCCUGACCUCCCGAUCCCAACCCCUGAUCUAACAUCAGUGAUGUCUCAUGAACCAACUCGAAGGUCAUCCAGGAGUCAGCGUGGAGAAGAGACAAAUAUUGCAGGAGCCUUGUCCACUGAAACCAGAAAAAAAGAGAAAUGGAUGAACGAGAUAAAAGCUAAAAACCAUCUGUGAUUAUGUUCUUUUCUGGGGAUAGGACUUCCAAAAAUGACUUUGAAGCGUUUAUCAUUAAACUCACAGACUAUGUUUCACACGGACCCUUUUGCUUCACGUGUACAGCAUCCUCCACUCUACUCAGCCACCAUCUAAUGUGGAGGUGAAGGGAGCUUUAAAAGGAUAAACUGAGCAAGGAAACUUCUUGAAGUGCUGUCAAAACACGAAGAGAAAUUUAAAGGGGAACUAUCUUUGUGGCCCUAAGGCCACAGUAGACCACAUUAGAGGUAAGGCUCCUGGCUCUUUUCUCUCUAAGCAACCAUGAAGGAAUC